Frankliniella occidentalis (western flower thrips) is the source of this 1496-nucleotide messenger RNA. RefSeq names its product SOSS complex subunit B1-B. The record is from RefSeq and is a predicted model, not a curated record. Lineage: Eukaryota; Metazoa; Arthropoda; Insecta; Thysanoptera; Thripidae. Gene Ontology annotation, biological process: response to ionizing radiation; double-strand break repair via homologous recombination; mitotic cell cycle checkpoint signaling. The transcript has 2 exons. Bases 451 to 1128 code for a protein of 225 amino acids. Gene Ontology annotation, cellular component: SOSS complex. Gene Ontology annotation, molecular function: DNA binding.
CUCGUGAGGAGGGGAAAUGGGUAUCUUUGGAGGUUUCUUAAUAUUGGCUGAUUUUCUGAUCAAGAGCGUAGCCUCUUUUCUUUUCAUCACGGGACUAUAAACCCAUAAACCCUCCCAUCCUUCAAGCUAGGUGCUGAGCCAAUUAAUUUCUCAUCGGUAGUGGCACUAGUCUCGCACCUGGGCUCUUCGACCCCAGAGUCUGAAAACAACAACCGCUACUGCGAAUACGAUUGCAAUUGCGUUCCAGCUUCAGCCGCUGGGCGGGGGUGUUGAAUGUUGAUGUCGAGUGUGUUAUUCUUUGCUUCUGAACACAAAAAACAGAUAUUUACGCUGUUGAAGGCUGAUAUGCUAUCGGAGUUCUUCUCCGAAACUCAACUGUUAUCCUAUAAGAAAAGUGCCCAGGCUUGGUUUGCUUUGUCGCUGAAAAAUAAGACAAAAAUCUAGAACAAGAUGGACCAACAGCUCCUGAAAGAUAACAAGAAAGACCACCUCAUUAAAGAUCUUAGGGCUGGAGCUAAAAAUUUGAACAUGACUCUAAUUGUGUUAGAAGUGGGACCUCCAACAACAACCAAAGAAAACAGAGAAGUUCGUUCAUGUAAAGUAGCAGAUCCCACUGGCUGUGUCAAUAUAUCAGUGUGGGAUGAGCCUGGGCAGUAUGUUCAGCCUGGUGAUAUUAUCAGACUAACUAAAGGCUAUGCUUCGUUUUGGAGGAACUGUUUGACAUUAUAUUGCAGUAAAGCAGGUGAUAUUCAAAAAAUUGGAGAAUACUGCAUGUUGUUCAGUGAGCAGCCCAAUAUGAGUGAACCAAAUCCAACUCUGGCAGCACAAAUAGCUGCUCAAAACCUAAAUUUGCACAAAAACUCUGGAAUGAAUUCUGGUGCUGGUGUGAAUAAUGGUAACAACAGUAACGGUCCUGCAUUAAACAGAAAUUCAGGAGGAGCUUCAACUUCUACUAUUACACCCACUUCAACUACUCAAAAUUCAUCACAGCCAUCAAAGGCAGGGUCUCGUUUUGGAACCAGUUCUACUUCUAGCCCAAGUGAGUCAAGUGGGAGAAAGUCACCUUCUAAAGGAACACAACGGGGAAGAGGAGGGCAAAGACCACGAGCAGCUAAUGAGAAAAGAUGAGGGUGUGGUACCUACUGUUAAAACUGUUGGAUUUUUCUAUCUUAAUGUGUUUUGUUUGUCUCUUCUAUGUAAGUGAGGCACAUAGAUCCUUUCCCUACUUAACUCAUCGCAUCCCACUAUUAUACUUUCCAUUUUCUAUUUGCUAGAAACUCAGUACGGAUAAUAGAAUACGGACAUACUAUUCUUUUCAUUCCUCCACUGUUACCCCUUAAAAAGUGUACAUCCGGCAUCUCUUUUCUUGUGUUUUGGUUGUGUAUGUUAUCUGACAUCCCUUUUUGGUCUCUGCGUAUUAUAGACAAUGUGAUAAAUAAGGAACUGCCUCUAAUAAUACUAUGUAAAUAUCUAAUAAUAAAAUUUUUAUCAAAGUA